Cuscuta campestris is the source of this 1418-nucleotide messenger RNA. The record is from the annotation of a GenBank genome assembly. Lineage: Eukaryota; Viridiplantae; Streptophyta; Magnoliopsida; Solanales; Convolvulaceae.
AUUAAACAUCAACCCUAGUUUCCUCUGCCGGGAGGAACCACAAGCGGCCCGCCAAUCUCCGUCGCCGGCAUGGACCCCCACCCCGGCCUCUGUCGUCGGCCACCUUGCUGACAAACACCGCGGGCCUCCGUUGACGGCCACCAACGUCAGCUUAGUCGCCAACAUGAACCACCAACGCCCCAAUCCAAUCUUAGCCAUUAGAUCAAGAUUUGAUGGUUUCAAUUGACAGUGCUCACCUAAUGGUGUCGCACAUCUAAAGGAUUAAAAUGGACGUAUAAAGCAGAACUGGACAGGCUAUGCAGAAUCGUACUGUAGGCCUUCACGGUAAAACAGAUCAGAGUUCUUAUCAAAAUGAUCUGAGCUUUUUCAAAGACAUGGUGUGCUUUUGUUUUGCAUUGGGUUCUUUCAUUAGCUGUUCUAAAUUUAAAUGAGUGUGGUAUAUUUUUUAUUGAAAGAGUAAAAUUAAAGGGGCUCUUAUUGAUUAUUUGGUAUUGUGAUCAGGGAGCACAAUACCAGGAUGGGACGUUUUCUUGAUGUGGUUGUGUCUGGCCUGGAUCGACCUCAAUUAAAUGAAGUCUCUACCCAUUCACAAUAAAUUAUAAAUGAAACUUGCUAUGCCUUCAAAUUCACAUAAAGAAAUGUGAUUUUUUUCUGAUGUCCUUAUCCUAUUCCGUUGGGCCUAGCAUUGAUGACACUAUAUACUUGAGGAUGUCACUUUGAUUUUCUACAAUUUAUUCAGUACUUCAGUAAAUAGUAGUACACUGAUCUUAUGGAGUAACUUAGAUUAUUCCCUGGAUUCUUUGUUUUUUUGUUGUGCCCAGAGCAUAGUGGGCAUUUAGUAAGUGCAUAGUACGGAGAAGAAUAAAAGAAAAGAAAAAAAGAAUUAACCACCCGUUUAUUAUCGCAUUUGUAUAUUUUCAUACAUUUGUUGUUCAAUUUUCAUAUUAGGCGGGCCUCUCUUGUUGAUGGAGCUGGCUUUUCUUUUGAGAGGUGUUGGUACUGAUGUCUGGUGGAUCACAAAUCAAAGACCAGCCGAAACAGAUAAUGUCAUAUACAGUUUGGAACAUAAAAUGCUUGACCGAGGAGUACAGGUUCUCCCUGCAAAGGGCCAAGAGGCAAAAGAUGCUGCUCUAAAAGCAGACUUGAUUGUUUUAAACACAGCAGUUGCUGGAAAGUGGCUAGAUGCUGUUCUCAAGGACAAUAUUCCUCAUGUCCUCCCCAAAGUUCUCUGGUGGAUUCAUGAAAUGCGAGGCCACUACUUCAAUCUGGAUUAUGUAAAGCAUCUUCCAUUUGUCGCUGGUGCAAUGAUUGAUUCCCAUGUAACAGCAGAAUACUGGAAGAAUAGGACAACAACACGCUUAGGGUAUGCCUUUAGUGCUUUUCUCAUCAUGUGAUUUCAAUGAAUUGUAUAUACUCUU